Molecule: messenger RNA, 1749 nt
Organism: Mercurialis annua (annual mercury)
Lineage: Eukaryota; Viridiplantae; Streptophyta; Magnoliopsida; Malpighiales; Euphorbiaceae
Product: transcription factor-like protein DPB
Exons: 9
Coding region: 238-1353 (371 amino acids)
Biological process (GO): regulation of transcription by RNA polymerase II; regulation of cell cycle
Cellular component (GO): transcription regulator complex; nucleus
Molecular function (GO): RNA polymerase II transcription regulatory region sequence-specific DNA binding; DNA-binding transcription factor activity, RNA polymerase II-specific
Source: RefSeq, a predicted model, not a curated record
AAUCAACAGCUGAAAUAUAAAACCCUUAAAUAAAUAUUUUCCCUCUAUUCUUCAACAAAAUCAAAAACCAAAACCACCCCAUCUCUCCCUUCGCUUCUCUAGAUCACCACCACCUUGUUUUUUUUCACCAUAACCGCCACUCUUUACUUUUUCACACACUCAUUUUCAAUUUUUUUCAAUUACAUUUGCUCAAUUGCAAAUACCCAAUAUUUAGUUUAUUUAUUUUCCGGGAUUUUAAUGGUGACUGGUGGCGGGUCCCAGCAGGAAGAUGGUGCUAGGAGCACGGCGGCGGCCGUGUCUAGAGGAGGCGGAGGCACCACCAGGUCAUGGGGGAAUAAUAAUAACAAUAACAAUACAACAACAACUGCGUCCGGUGGCGGUCAAUCGAUGUCAACGAGUGGCAGCGUUGGGUCACCUUCUAGCAGGAGUGAACAAGCCAUGGCUACACCUGCUGCUAGUGACACCACUUUUCUUAGGUUAAACCAUCUCGAUAUUCACGCUGAUGACGCCGCCACUGCUCAGGAUGCUGUUGGUGGCAAGAAGAAAAAGAGAGGUCAACGGGCAACUGGAGCUGAUAAGAGUAAUAGAGGACUCCGCCAAUUUAGUAUGAAAGUGUGUGAAAAAGUGGAAAGUAAAGGAACGACGACUUACAAUGAGGUGGCAGAUGAACUAGUUGCAGAGUUUGCUGACCCUGGCAAUGGCAAUGGCGUUUCAUCUCCGGAUCAGCAGCACCAGUUUGAUGAGAAAAACAUACGGCGGAGGGUUUAUGAUGCCCUGAAUGUACUUAUGGCAUUAGAUAUCAUAUCUAAAGAUAAGAAGGAAAUACAGUGGAAAGGUCUUCCACGAACGAGCUUGAGUGAUAUUGAAGAAUUAAAGGGUGAGCGUCUUGGAUUGAGAAAUAGAAUUGAGAAAAAAGCUGCCUAUUUGCAUGAAUUGGAAGAACAAUACGUAGGUCUUCAGAACCUGAUACAAAGAAAUGAGCUAUUAUACAACUCAGGGAAUGCUCCCAGUGGGGGUGUGUCCUUACCUUUUAUUCUGGUGCAGACACGUCCGCAUGCAACUGUUGAAGUGGAAAUAUCAGAAGAUAUGCAGAUGGUUCAUUUCGAUUUUAAUAGCACCCCUUUCGAGCUGCACGAUGAUAAUUAUGUUCUCAAGGCAAUGAAAUUUUGUGAGGGACCACCGGAUAGUAACAAUGCAGCACCCAAUCUAAUUACUGAUGGAGGUGAAAGCUCUAGCAUGCCCCUUGUAUACCAACAACAAAUUCUUUCUCCAGGAACCAACACACCUAGUAGACCGCCCACCUCACCACCUAUUCCGGGUAUAAUAAAAGCGCGUGUGAAGCACGAACACUGAUAAAAACGUCAAAGCUUGAUCAUCUUACCUUGGGCAACGAUCUCAGCUGUGUCUGUAAAUUAUGUAAAGUAGAUUGCAGGAGGUAGGAAUGUCCCUAUACUUGGUCACCUGUUGAUUUUACCGUCACCUGAAGGAAUUGAGGUAACAAGAAGAUCAGUCCCUUUUUGCUUAGCGACUUAUUUUGAAUAUUUUAAUUCUGCCGGGUUCUCAGGUUUAGAUCCGCAAUUAGCUUUUGUAAUUGUUUAAUUUUUUUUUCAUUUUGCCUUAUUGUAGCUAGAAAAUGUAGUAUGUUAAUUAGUUCAUAUUAGGCUACAGGGGGACUGUCCAGCUGCACACAGAAUCAUAGAAUUAAGUGGAUAUUUGAUGUUCCUUGAAUUGCAAGUUACAUUUAUACCA